This is a messenger RNA of Serendipita indica DSM 11827, 816 nucleotides long. Lineage: Eukaryota; Fungi; Basidiomycota; Agaricomycetes; Sebacinales; Serendipitaceae. The record is from the annotation of a GenBank genome assembly.
AUGAGCACAAAACCAGCGCAUCAAGUCGUCAAGGGACGACGGGCGACGCUCAGCGACGUAGACGCCAGUCAAGCACACUAUAUCGCGACUAAAACAACCGACGAAAACGUCUAUCUCUUUGUGCCAAAUCUCAUUGGAUACGCGCGUGUCAUCUUGGCAGCGCUAGCGCUCUACUAUAUGCCAUUCCACCCACGCUACUGCACCUUGCUAUACGGUGCCUCUACUCUUUUGGAUGCUGCUGAUGGCUAUGCUGCGCGGACCCUCAAGCAGGCCAGCCAGUUUGGUGCCGUACUCGACAUGAUCGUAGACAGGCAAGACUUAUGUACGACGAGCUGUCUGCUAUGUUAUCUUGCCUCUGCCUAUCCAAACUAUGCCUUGCUCUUCCAGGCACUAAUAAGCCUCGACUUUUCGAGCCAUUACAUGCACAUGGUCAGCACGCUGACAACUGGAUCUCGUCAUCACAAAGAAAUUAAAGAGGACGUGAGCCGCAUCCUCCGCUGGUACUAUAAAAAGCCCGUCCUCUUCACCAUGUGCGCAGGCAAUGAGCUCUUCUUUGUCGCCCUCUACCUCGUCAAAUGGGACAAGACUCCCCUCUACACCCUCUUGCCAUAUUCGCUGACGACUUCACCAUUCUUCAUCGAAUAUGUGCCAAGGUGGAUGGUUCACGCUACGUUCGCUCAAACUCUUGCUACCGUCACUCUCCCCAUUUGCGUUGGGAAAAACAUUGUCAACGUCGUUCAGGCUUGGAAGGCGAGCAAGGUUCUUGUCGGCGUCGACCUGAGAGAGCGAGCUUUGGCACAAUCCAAGUCUAGCUGA